CAACCCGGAAGUGCAAUUAGCUGGCGGCCUAGCCACGUGUUUGGUUGAGGCCGGGAGGUUGGUGUGGUGAUCUGUGAGGGAGCGAGAGAGAAGAUCCUGAGCAGACAUGGCAGUCCGCGCCUCCUUUGAGAAUAAUAAUGAGAUCGGUUGCUUCGCGAAAUUGACAAACACGUACUGUCUGGUGGCCGUAGGAGGCGCCGAGAACUUCUACAGUGUAUUUGAAGGGGAGCUUUCUGAGACCAUACCAGUUGUGCACGCGUCAAUAGCUGGAUGCAGAAUCAUUGGGAGACUGUGUGUAGGAAACCGAAACGGCCUUUUAGUUCCAAACAACACCACAGACCAAGAGCUCCAGCACAUCCGAAACAGUUUGCCGGACUCGGUCCGGAUCCAGAGAGUGGAGGAGCGCCUCUCGGCCUUAGGAAAUGUGAUGGCUUGUAACGACUAUGUGGCCCUGGUACACCCCGAUCUGGACCGGGAGACAGAGGAGAUCCUAGCAGAUGUUCUAAAAGUGGAAGUUUUCAGGCAAACUGUUGCUGAACAAGUUCUUGUUGGCAGUUAUUGUGCAUUUAGUAAUCAGGGGGGUUUGGUGCACCCCAAAACAUCGAUAGAAGACCAAGAUGAAUUGUCAUCACUACUUCAAGUCCCCCUUGUGGCUGGAACAGUGAAUCGAGGCAGUGAAGUGAUUGCAGCAGGAAUGGUUGUCAAUGACUGGUCUGCGUUCUGCGGCCUGGACACUACCAGUACAGAACUGUCGGUCAUAGAAAGCGUGUUCAAGCUAAGUGAUGCUCAGCCAAGCACUAUUGCCACAAACAUGAGAGACUCUCUUAUCGACAGUCUGACAUAAACUGUUCAGCCUUGAAUGUCUGGAGGAUCCGCUGCUUUUGAUGAAAUGGUGUGUGGUCGUUAAUAGAAGAGGAUCACUGCUGUGUAUUAGUCAAGCUGCUCCUGCUUCACCUACUAAAUGAUAUGUAGAACAGUUUAGCAGAAAGGUUUUUGUUAAAAAAAAUAUAUCUAUAUAUAUCAAGCAGUUAUAUAUUGCACUUAAACUUUUUCUGUUAAUGAAAUAAAAUGCAUUUUUGUAACCUAA
This is a messenger RNA of Bufo bufo (common toad), 1087 nucleotides long. RefSeq names its product eukaryotic translation initiation factor 6 (gene EIF6). The transcript is spliced from 7 exons. NCBI's taxonomy places the organism in Eukaryota, Metazoa, Chordata, Amphibia, Anura, Bufonidae. Gene Ontology annotation, cellular component: nucleolus; preribosome, large subunit precursor; cytosol. Gene Ontology annotation, molecular function: ribosomal large subunit binding. The coding region runs from base 107 to 844 and encodes 245 amino acids. Gene Ontology annotation, biological process: assembly of large subunit precursor of preribosome; cytosolic ribosome assembly; maturation of 5.8S rRNA. The record is from RefSeq and is a predicted model, not a curated record.